GAUACUGGAACUAAUUCAUAACAUUUAGGUGUAAGAUUUUCUGCAGAAUUGAAUAGCAUGUUAAUGAUAUUAAAAUAAGUGGAUAUAGUGAUUAAAAAUUGUAACUGUCGAAGUUUAGGACAAUUUACUUGGAUAAAUCAAAGAAACAUAUUAAAAAAUACGAUUUUACGGAACAGAUAUGUCAGAAAAACCUCCUCCACCUUACACAUAUAAUCAGCCAGGUCAGCCAGGGGGAUCUGGUCAACCAGGUCAACCAGGGGGAUAUGGCCAAUCAGGUCAACCAGGGGGAUAUGGCCAACCUGUCCAACCAAUGGGAUAUUCCAGCAAUGUUAUUGUAGUGACUCAGCCUUCAGCUGGCAUGACUGCAAGAGUUGGAUCUUGUAGACAUUGUGGGAUUGGCUAUCCACACACAUCCUUUACGAUAUGUGGUAUUCUAUUGGCCAUCAUAUUUUUCCCACUCGGCAUUCUUUGUUGCUUGAUGCUGACAGAAAAAAGGUGCUCACAUUGUGGUGCAGGACUUUAAAAUCACUACAGCAUGUUUUAUAUCCAGGUUUAUACCUGAGAAAAAGAGAGAUUAUCUUAAACUUAAUAAAAAACAUAUCUUAUCAAGAUUAUAAUUAUGAACCGCCUAACAAUAACUUCUAUAAAUAGAUUUGAUCACGUGACAAAAAGAACCGUCAAAACUGUACCUUAGUUGAAAAAUUCUGAUAUAUCUGUACCCUGAUGAAGGCUAUUGAAUAGCCGAAACGUAGGUCUAAAAUAAAAUUAUAGAAACCUGACCCACUUUGUUUCGUGUGUUUCACUUUCUU
This is a messenger RNA of Ruditapes philippinarum (Manila clam), 809 nucleotides long. RefSeq names its product membrane protein BRI3-like. The coding region runs from base 179 to 523 and encodes 114 amino acids. NCBI's taxonomy places the organism in Eukaryota, Metazoa, Mollusca, Bivalvia, Venerida, Veneridae. The record is from RefSeq and is a predicted model, not a curated record. The transcript has 4 exons.